This is a messenger RNA of Clonostachys byssicola, 2292 nucleotides long. The record is from the annotation of a GenBank genome assembly. NCBI's taxonomy places the organism in Eukaryota, Fungi, Ascomycota, Sordariomycetes, Hypocreales, Bionectriaceae.
GUACUCGCGAUAGUCACAGCUGAACACUCCUCUGGUAUCCUCUCUUCUUCGACUGCGAAUACAUUGAAGGAAACCUCUGCCAAGAUGAGCGCGAUCCCGCCUGUAGCAGGCCCAGGCAUUGCCAAUGCUGAACGGACGUUAAAUACGCCUGGUCGAGUGUCUUUGUUGACACAACCUCGAAAUUUGGUGGUUGAUAACGUCACCAGCUCGCUCGGGAACCUCACUUUGCAACCAAAAGAUGUCGGCGUGUCUCCCGUGAACGGAGUUCUUGCUGCAGUGGGUGAUAGGCAGCAAGCAGCCAUCGGCAGAGACAAUGGCUCUGAUGAAUCUCAGAGGGCAGACUCAAACUCUGAGCUUGGAACGAAGCCCCCAAGCUUAGAUGGGAAGAGCAUCACGUCUGGAACGACGUUUGCCUUGGAUGAGAAAGAGUCUCUUCGUCCCGAUGAUAGUGCUAGUGUCAAGGCAGCUGGAGAGGACGAUGAUGCGUUUUCCGUUCGUGGAUCUCUCGGAGCAGGUUCCCGGAUGGAUUCCGAUCUUGCCCUGCGAGCUAGAGGCGUACAAAUGGGCGAUAUCUCAGAACGUCGGCUGUUGCACAUCACACCAGGCAGCUCUAGCCAGGGGGUUUUGACCCCACAGAGUACAUCGUCUGAACAGCAUCCGAAUGCUCGACCAGGAAUGUCUUCGUUACCUAGUGGCGAAGGAAACCCCGAUGCCUUGAACUUGAUAUAUCGGCACGCCCCUGACGAGAAACUUAUAGAGGCACUGACUUCCUCUAAGGAUAGACUCUUUCUUCUGAAGUUGGAGAAGGAGGUAAUCGAUUUUGUACAGAAUUCCAAGGAACCGUACAUGGAUCUCCCGCCAUCAAAUUCAUUUUGUCGAAUGUUGACUCAUAAACUGGCGGAUUACUACCACAUGACCCAUUCUUUCGAGCCAAACAUCGGGUCUGUGCGAAUCUUCAGGACCCCUUUUUGCCGGGUUCCAACUUCCCUAGUACAUUGGGACACAGCACCAAACCAGUCCAGCAGCAGCACACCCCCACCUGUGAUUGCGCCCAAGAAGAUCAUGAGGCGUGGGCAAGUUGAGGAUGGUGAUCUCAUCAGCGCCAGCCCUUCUAAGCCCACCUCUGAAGAUGGAAGUGAUGGCAAGGACGGGAAAGAUAAGCAAGGCAACCAAAAGCUCACCCGGGAAGAGCGGGAAGAGAUAUAUAAACUGGCAAGAGAGAGGAUUUUUGGCAGCUCAGAGGACACCCCAACAGAUGGAGAUGGUGACAAUGGAGUGUCGCGAGCCAGCUCUGUCUCUGCAAACCGGUCUAACCUUGGAAAAAGGGGAAAGAGUGGUAGACAAAGGCGCGACGACUCGGACAGUUUUGAUUCAAGAAACCAUUAUACCCCAUACUGGGGCCCUCAACAGCAGACAUGGGUACAACAAACUGCCCCGCCUCAAGGCAACCCAGGGCCCCCAUCACAGCCGUUUCCAGGACAAAUGCCACCGGUGUAUACUCAGCAAAACACAGGGUAUCCUGCUGUAUCUGGGAUGGUGUUGAGCCCCGGGUAUCCUAAUUAUCAAAUGGCACAAUACCCACCACCACAACAAGUGCAACAGCAACGAUACCCACCUCAUGGCAGCCCUAUGAACUCUUAUGGAUCUCCUGCUCCGGCUGCUCCAGCCACUGCAAGUGCGCAGCCCCAAACGUGGCAACCGGGUUAUAAUCCCAAUGGGCCCCAAAGCCGUGGAAGUGUACCUCCGACUGCUCAAUCACACAUGGGAAUUCCCUAUGCUUUUGGGCAGUUACCAGCGAACCUUAACCCACAUGACCCUAAGACCCAACAUCCCAUCCCUGGGAGUUAUAACAGGAACCACUCCUUCAAUCCCAAAACCCAAUCCUUUAUUCCAGGCGGCAACACUAUCCAGCCGGUUCCACCUCCUCAGCCCCCUUUCACUGCGCCAACGUCACACACCGGAAGUCCCCAAAUUGGAUCACCACAUCUCGCUUUCCCUCAAUACCAGCAAGGCGGCACCCCACAGCCAUAUGGUGGUGGUUAUGGUAUGAUCCGACAAGCAUCUAAUCACUCCGUUCCGGGCUAUGCCAGUCACCAACCCAUAACGGCCGCUUAUGUUCAACACCCUCCUCCCCCUCAGAAUCCGCAUCAUGGCCCUAUUCAACACCCACCAGGCAACAUGACGACUGCUAUGCCAAAUCGCCCGAGUGGACCGCCGCAUCAAAUGUUUGGUCACUUGCCCACCUACGGCAAUCCGGCGACUUUGCCACAGAAGCCUGCCACUGGCAUCUAG